UUUCAGCCUGUCAAAGCGUGUGUAACUGAAAUCCAUAAGAAUAUGUCAAGCGAAUAACGGUCCGCAAAUAUAUGCCAUUCACACAAAUGCGCAUAACCUUAAGCAAGAAACAGAUAUAAACACUGCAUUCUGCUGGCCUCGAAGACGGAGUGCUUAUCCGCUGGAAUAGCUCAUUCAUACAUAAAACUCCGGACAGGGUCAGGAUAGGGUGCGUGGAGUCUGUAUCGAUUCCCGUAUCAGGCAUCUAUUUAUUAAGUUUGAGUGCUUCUCCGACGAUCAAAUACACUGUGGGACGGCCCAGGCUCUAGUCAGUGGACUGGUAUAUCUGUUAUUGAAGUUCACAGGCUUCAGCGACUAACAUUACGCCUGUUUACAUAGCCCCUGUACCGAAAUUGAGUGGAACUGGUUUAGCUCGGUUCCUGGCUUUAGAAAUUCUUGGAACUUUGGUUCGCCCAUUCACGGAGAUGAAAGGCCGAGCUCCAUACAUUCAGGAUCCCGGAAGUUUUCACAAAAGACAUGCGAAUGAUUAGAAAGGAUUUCUUUCCUGUGGAUGCUACACAAAAAAUAUCACUCCAAACUGUCGCUUUCAGCAAGAAUACAUUGAAGGAACCGAGAUGGGUUGAGGAUUAAAAUGCUGUAAUUUCUCCAAGGGAAAUAUAGCUAUAUUGUAUCGUUGCGAAUUCGGUUUUUAAUCUGUUGGUUAAGCUACGCAAUCAAUACACCAGUGCGGUACAACGCCCGUGUGUAGGAUAUCAAGCCUGUGGGUACUGGGUAUCGCUAAUGACGGUUUUGUUAGCGGGAUUACAAACCAGAGUCGUGCAGGGAAGAUUUAAUUCCGUGACACUUGUGGAUUGCGCUCCAGAAAGUCAACCCGUUGAUUGAUAACAACGCAAUACGUCUAACGCACACACGAGAGAAGCCUGGCGUUAAGAAGUAUGUCCUUAUGCUUGUGCAAAUUCCAGAGGAAGCUGUUAACGAUCAUCUGCUAAACAUUAUGUGACGACUGUCGUUCAGUGAAUGGGUGUGCUUCAACAACGACUCAAACCCUUAUAUUCCACUGAGAAGUCUGGCGAGGACGUUGUUCGAGGAUUUCAAUGUCGAUUGUGUGAAUAUUUAUCACUGAUCUGAAGACCCCAAGUUUGUAUCGAUCAAGACAAUGUUUACCAUUUAGACUUGGUGUUACGGAAUGGUUAUAAUAUAACGCGGAUUAUCGAUGGAGCCUGAAUUGAUAUUUUUGAAAACUUGAUGAUUAUAUCAAUUGAAAAUGUGAUAGAAGAGUCCGAGUUUGUGCACAGAUAUCAAUACUGACACAGCCAGGAAGUACAUUGUAAAUAAACGACGUUGGAAAAUAUCAUAUCGCAAUGGCAAAAACACAGCUAUCAUCUGCUCCAGAGAAAGAGAAGGCCGGACAACGGGACAGCGAUGUGGCCACUCCUUGUCGAGAAAGGUCAAGGACGCCUUCUGGGAGAGACAGAGUUGUCGCCCCUGUAGACCAUAUGUUGAUCCCACCAGCAGGUUGGAACGAAAACCAGAAAAAUCGACGACGGAGCACCAUUCAUUCGUAUACCCUUCAGCAUUACCAAGCUCUUCCCAAAGAUGCCCAAACGCUGAAAAAGGUAAAGGAAAUGACAUCAGGAAAAGCUAUGAAGAACAUUCUUGCCCUCAGUGUUGCAUUUAUGUUUAUUUUCACAGCAUUUGUUUCCCUCCAGAGCCUCCAAAGCACUUUGCAUCCAGGUGGAGUGGGAGUAGUCUCCCUUAGUUGUGUUUACGGGACGACCGUUCUUUCCUGUCUCGUUGCCCCUUGGCUCAUCAACAGAAUGUCUACAAAGUGGACAAUGGUCGUGGCUUUUGCGAUGUUCACUGGCUAUUUCUCAGCAAACUUUUAUCCUAUGCAUGAAGUUCUUAUCCCACUCGGAAUCGGUCUCGGGCUUCUGGCGGGCCCUUUGUGGAGUGCACAAGCGACAUACAUCACGACAUUAGCCUUGACGCAUGCGCAGCACGAGAAUAUCGUGGAACCGGACGGAUUCAUCAACAAAUACAUGGGAAUUUUCCUCGGCUUUUACCGAAGCAGUCUCAUCUGGGGGAACAUGAUUUCGGCUUUUGUCCUUUCAAGCAACUCUACCCUUGAAUAUCAAAAAUACAGCUUUAACAGCACGCAUACAAGGGAAGUUUGUGGGGCUCGUGACUGUCAUAUUUACGACUCGGCCGAUGGCACGUAUAACAAUGACUACAGACCGCUGCAGGGUUCGAUUCCUGAUUCCACGCGUUAUAUGCUGCUGAGUAUUUACCUUGGGUGUGGCAUCAUGGGAAUUGUAAUACUGGUGGCACUUGUGGAUAAAAGCAACGUCGGAAAGCAGGAUGCGGAUCCAGAAUUCUCACUGUCAUCCAAAGAACUGUUUUUGUCGACAUUGAAGAUGUUCAAGGAUUCGAAGUGUGUGCUGCUCAUUCCCCUUGUGAUGUUCGUUGGCCUGGAACAGGGGUUCAUGUUCGGAGACUUCACUAAGUCCUACGUAAGCUGCACACUCGGUGUCCACAACAUUGGCCCCAUCCUUAUCUGCUUCGGGGCAGUCAGUGCUGUUGGUUCUGUGGUGAUUGGUUACAUCGCCGAGCACAUCAAAAGGUUCCUCUUCAUCACAGCCGGUGCUACCUUCAACGUCGGGCUACUUAUAGUGCUGUGGUUGUGGAAGCCACAACCAGGAGACGUUCCUAACUUCUACGUCGUCGCAGGCUGCUUGGGUCUAUGUGAUGCUAUCUGGCAGACGCAGACAUACACCCUGUUCGGAGUUCUAUUCUCGCACAAACAGGAAGCUGGCUUCUCCUCUUACCGGAUGUUCCACGCAACCGGAUGUGCCAUUGCCUUCGGAUACAACUACUUCCUGUGUGUCGAAACGAAGGUGUACAUCCUCGCUGGGUUCCUGGCCUUGUCCCUAGCUCUUUACACCAUUAUUGAAAUGAAAGUGCAGUUGCAGAGCCAGCACAUUGGAGACAUUGUGGCGCUGUGAGGGACGGACUAAUUCCAUUAGCCGUGGUCUGAUUAAAUCCUUUAAAAGGAAUGUCGGUACUUCUUUACGGUGUACUUCUUCGAAUUUGAUAUGGGACAAUGGAGGAGUUUCAUUAAACAGAAUAAAUGGAGAUUACAGUGACAGUAGAAGCUGUAGAUUGUAAGCCCGUGGUUGAUACAAGUCACAACUGAAUAGUAAGCCUUCAGCACCACGAACUUGAGAAGUUUAUAUUCAGUAAUAGCACUGGACAUAAGGCGGAAGCAGAAACAGUCAGGGGUAUUUAAAGGGGCGCCAGCUCUGAUAGAAAGCGACCAAAGCCCAACGUCGGCAAGCUCAACGUUAUGAUAAGGAAGAGACUAUAUGUAUGUCAACUUCUUUAUUAUGAGGAAACACAACGUUUCGGAGUAUAUGCUUACUCCUUCAUUAACGUUAUGAUGUAUAUUUAUCUGUGAUUCAACAAUUACUUUAAUUACAAACACAAUGUCACAGGGCACCAAUUACAACGUCUAUCAUUGUAAUUAUCCCUGGCUAGAAAUAGGUAUCAGGCUGUGAAGCAUUGUCAUCCUCAUUUCAUGCCAACUAUUAUCAACACGGACACGAUGGUCCUUUGCAAGCACUGGACCACAAUGACAUGUAAUUAGAAGGUCUUGUAUGGGCGGUAGAAUUGUCUUGCUCCUUACACGAUCAUUGCUGCACGGCGUAUGAGAUAGAAAUGACGUCCCAGUGUUGCUGGGAGCUUUAGAAUACACUCCAUUUUGGGGACACAUACAUUGUAUAAAAUAUGUGCAACGUUAGUGCUUGUGGCAAUGACGAGUUUCUCUGUAAACGAAUUUCAUUAUCGUAUUAUAUCGUUUGCCAGUGAGAAGUUUCAUCAACUAUUCAUCAUAUUUCUUUAUGUUUCAGCCCUGUUAAUAUUUAUUGACUCUAUUGUGCUUCAUGUCAUAUAUAACAAAUAUCACGACUAAGUCGUGUUGUUCUAUUACCUUGUUUGUGGUAACAACGUGACACCUGUCUUGUAACGGGAAAGACAUUCAUGUUGGAAACAAUAUAACACAUGUUAUAAGUUCUCAAACACAUAUGCGCUCCACAAUGGAGGUCCAGAGUUAGUUGAUGGUCCUGUAAAUGCAAAAAAGAGUGGCGUCAUUGUGCACAUCUUAGAAAAGGACAAUCAUGUCAGUUGCUUCCAUUAGGCGCGGUCUUAUAGCACACAUGGCUGGCACAAGAGAAGUAUUUCUGGUUUCUGUUCAAAUCAUUGUAAAUACUGGCUAUUUUGACCACGCUGAAAACAUGAAACACAAAAUUGCUUUUUUUAAUCCAUUGAAAUAGACGUAAGCACUCAGUGUCAUUCAUCAAGGGUCAGCUGAAUGAAUUCUACAAUGAAAAAGCGAACAUACCUACAUCCUAUCACACCAGUGCACUGCAUCCCACUCCGAUCUUAAUAUUCUUGUGACCAUCAAUUCCUCUUGACCUCAGCUUCAGAGUAUAUUCAUAAACCUAUCCACAUACUUGAGUUCAUGUUUACCAAUUCAUUAAAAUAUAUCCCUUGAUGCUUUCGUGGGUUCGAAUCCCAUAUUCGUCUUAGAUAUGUUUGGUUGGUCAGCAUUGCACCCGUGCCCUUGGGUUUCACCAAAGAACUUGCAUCACUUCGACCUUUCCUUCAACGUUACGCCGACAAGCUGUGACUAACAUACUGUCUAGAGUAGUACAAAGACUCGCCCACCAUGCAAGAGAGGACGUACCAAAAAGAUGCGUCACAAAUGCCCUUCUAUGGUAACGUUUAACUAUCACGGGAAGAAAAGUAAUGCUAUCCAAUAAUAUACAAGAUACACAAGAAAGAAAUAUGACAUUUAUACAAAUUAAAAUAACACAUACACGAUUUAUUUAUUGAAUACAUACAGAUCUGUGUAUCUUUGAACAUCUUUGCAUAUCAUACAUUUCAUAUAUAUUAGUUAUUCUUUUCGGUUUUAUUUCGAAGUUUGCAUUUACUAAAAUUAUCUUUCAACAUGUUUAGAUUGUUAGUAACGAAAUUUCUGUGUGCACGGACACAUCGGCAUUAUUUUUUAUAAUUUAUGAUACAUAUCAAUGAAAUACGCACGCAAGAUCAGUUAUCAAUAAGGAACAUGUUUCCUUCAUUUGUACAAAGACGUUUCAAGCAUUCCUUGUCUCGCUUUGGCAUGUAAGAAAUACAGAGAUAUACAAAUGGGUUUACAAGGCUUGUAUAUGUCUUUAUAUGUCUUUACAAGGCUUAGCCUGCCGUAGCCUGUACAACUUUGUGUAUUAUGUUUAUCUUAGUCCAGACGAGUACAGCCUCCGUGGUCAAGUGCAUAGUGCGUCUGCCAAGAGAGCGAAUGGUCGGCGCUUGUAAUCCCGGCUGUGUCAUACCAAAAGAUGGUUUGUGUCUGGGUAGGUGAAUCCUUGUUAAACUGUGGCAUGGUAUUUCUGUGGGUUUGUACUACAAAACUGGCACUAGUCCAGACCAGUACAAUAACACACACUCACAUACACGCACACACGCACGCACGCUCGCACGCUCGCACGCACGCACGCGCGCUGCGCACACACACAUAUAUAUAUCGCCAAGUGAAAUCGUAGCAUCGUUAACCAAUUUCCUGGAUCGAUAGAUUGAUGUUAGUCACUAUUGUCUGGUCAAGAAUCGAUUAUUUUCAUAUCGCCGUAAUAUUGCUGAUUGCGACGUUAAACAACAAACAAAAACGAAUAUUAAUAAGGUCAUAUACAAGUUUUCGUCCUCUUUAUUUUCGGACCGAAUCUUAGUUUUGUGUCAAUGUUUUUUAUAAGAAGUGGCGUCAGCGAUGCAUCUCCUUAAUCGAAGAUUGAUAAUGAUUGUUCGAUCAUUUUGCCUUAUUCAAGGAAUUUCUAGCAACAUAUAUAACCACAUAGUUUCAUGCAUUAGAAUAUUAGAAAGUACAGUAAACUACGGUUAUAACGAACUAAAAGGGACCACUAAUAUUAUAACUGCAGUUCGUUAUGGGUACAUAUACGGCCUAUAUACAGCAAAUUGACGGGGCCCCAAAACAGUUCGUUAUAUCCGUCAGUUAGGUAUAAGCGUGUUCGUUAUAAACGUAGUUUACUGUAGGUCAAUGUAUAUAUAUAUUAAAAAGGUCAUGUUCAUUUCAGGACAUACAUGUACGUUCACUACUAAAUAACAGUUCGUGUUAUAUUAUGCUCUUGUAUUCAAAAUCAUUAGUUGAUCAUUUUUUAAUGUUCCAAAUAUGAACAAAUUGGCGUCUUACAAUAUUGACGUAUUUAAAGUUUUUUCAUAAUUUAUAUUCAAAAGGUCUUUCGAUUUCAGAUUGUACAUAUUGACGUAUAUGCAAGGUGGAUCUAAGUACCAUCGAAUCAAAAGGUUGUUAUUUAUGGUAGAUGGGUUUCGUCAAAAUUCUAAAUGCGGAUCUCACUCUCGCUGAAAGCUAAUUUAUUUCCCGGUUUUAGAACAGAUAACAAAGACUUACAAACAAGCAGACUCAUAAUUCUAUUUAUGUACAAUAUAAACUUUGAACUAACUUUAUGUGAGAUUCGAUUUAGAAUUUUGGCCCCUUUUCUCUUCCAUAUAUCUUAAUGGUCACGAACUCCCUAUGCACUCAGUGUACAUUCGAUUUUUUCUCUUUAGAAUUGAAGUGUGUACAUUACAAAAAUAGACUUUAAGCAUUAAUACAUUCGGAGUAUUAUGAACAGAGGAGAGAAUCAGUAUACGUGUACAUAAGGUGUAUAUUCUGUACAUAGUUGGUUAUUAUGUUUACUAUGAGUAUUUUGACGUGUUCCGCUGCAGGAGAUGGUAUUAAUGUAAAUCUUCUUUUCACUGUUGAUAAAUGUAUGUUUUGUAUUGCUGCAUAAUAUCAUAGUAUAUGACCGAUAAUUGAAGUAUUUAUGAAAUCGCUUUGCCAGAGCUACGGUUCAAACUAAAUUCUUCCUACUGCGUCAAUAUGUGCCUGCUUAAAAUCAAUAC
This is a messenger RNA of Haliotis rufescens (red abalone), 6966 nucleotides long. Its product is annotated as protein unc-93 homolog A-like. Lineage: Eukaryota; Metazoa; Mollusca; Gastropoda; Lepetellida; Haliotidae. The record is from RefSeq and is a predicted model, not a curated record. The coding region runs from base 1362 to 3002 and encodes 546 amino acids. The transcript is spliced from 4 exons.